Messenger RNA from Culex pipiens pallens (northern house mosquito), 2092 nucleotides. Its product is annotated as tigger transposable element-derived protein 4-like. The record is from RefSeq and is a predicted model, not a curated record. NCBI's taxonomy places the organism in Eukaryota, Metazoa, Arthropoda, Insecta, Diptera, Culicidae. Gene Ontology annotation, molecular function: DNA binding. Gene Ontology annotation, cellular component: nucleus. Bases 311 to 1804 code for a protein of 497 amino acids. The transcript is spliced from 2 exons.
AAUACAGUCGACUCUCUGGCUGUCGAUCUUCUCGAUAUCAAUAUUGCUCCUGCUGUCAAUAAAUUUUUCAGUCCCUUCAGUUUGCAUACUUUGAUUUUCUUCAUUCCUCAAUAUUCUCUUUUGUUCGACGACCCUUUUCCUCGACGGUCCCUAGGAACAUGAUUGAAUGAAAAUUAUAUUCUGGCUAUCGAUAUGGUUACGUGUCAUGGCCUCCAAUGAUGUGAUUAUCUAGAAGCGAAGUUUUACGAACAUAAGUUUGACGUUUGUGCUGUGUUCCGGUUCGAAGUUGUCUCCAUCUCUUAUCCCGAAAAUGUCGCCCCGGCCAGAUACUCGGAGGAAACUAACGGUUUUGACCGUUCACGAGCGGAUGAAGAUUAUUGAAAAGCACGCAGCUGGCUGGAAGAUCGGUGCAAUCUCGGAAACUUACGGCGUCCCUCAAAGCACCGUGUCCACUGUCGUCAAAAACAAGGAGAAGUGGAUUGCGAUGCAAGACAAGGGCAAUCUUCGAAAGCCACGAGCCGUCUCGAACGAACGCCUUGAAAAGGCCAUGAAGCUGUUUGUCCAACAAGCGCGGGAAAACAAUCUGCCGCUUUCCGGGAUCAUGAUCCGUGAAAAAGCUAAGGAUUUCGCCUGUCAGCUCGGCUUUACUGAGUUCAAAGGAAGCGCCGGCUGGCUCUCAAAGUUCGCAAAACGGCAAAAUCUUGCGUUCAAGAAGCUCUGUGGCGAGAGUGCCAGCGUUGAUACGAACAUGUGCGACGACUUCAAGCAGAAAACGCUGCCGGAUCUGGUUCGCGGCUACGAUCCGAAGGACAUUUACAACGCUGACGAAACUGCCUCGUUCUAUAAGUGCCUCCCCGAUAAAACCUACACGAUGCAGAGUGAGGCGUGCCACGGCGGUAAAUACUCCAAGCAACGAAUCACCGUCCUGUGCGCCACCAACAUGGACGGCUCGGAUAAGUUACCGUUGUUGGUGAUCGGUAAGAGCAAGAAGCCGCGUUGUUUUAAAAACGUGAAAUCUCUCCCCGUAAUUUACGAGAGCAACUCGAAAGCCUGGAUGACUUCACUCAUAUUUGAGAAGUGGUUGAACGAUCUUGACAGGAAGUUUGGAGAAGAGAAUCGGAAGGUGCUGAUGUUUGUCGAUAAUUGCACCGCUCAUCCCAAACGCCUUCAAGACAAGCUGAUAAACAUCAACUUGCAGUUUUUCCCGCCCAACGCGACUUCAGUGCUGCAACCGUUGGACCUUGGAAUCAUAAAGAAUCUUAAGCAUUACUAUCGCUACUCUUUGGUUAAGCGCAGAUUGGAUGAAAUGGAGCAGAAAAAGGAUUUCUCUGACAUAACCGUUCUGGAUGCGAUAAAGUACAUGUCCAAGAAUUGGGCAGCGGACGUGAAACCGUCCACUAUCGCCAAUUGCUUCGCCAAAGCCGGAUUCGUCUGUCCGGAUGCUGAUCAACAAUGGAAUGAAGACAUCCAGGAAGAUCUUCCCACCAUUACAGAUGAUAUGAUGGCGCACUUGUCCGAAGGUGUCUCAUUUUCGGCGUAUUGCAAUGUUGAUGACGAUUUGACCACUGCUGAGCUGAUGUCGGACGACGACAUUCUCGAAUUCGUUACUGAGCCAAAAUCAGUAAACGGGGAAGACGUCGAAGAUACGGAAGACGACCCCCAACAGCCAUUGGAAGUGACCAGCAGCAUGGUUCGUAACACGCUGAGCGCUAUGAACAACAUUCUGGCGGCUACUGAAAAUGUUCCUGCUGAAAUGUUUGGAAUUUACUAUGCGCUUGAACAGUUUCUUCAGCAGAAGUACUGAUCGAUUUGUUAUUGUUGUUGCUUUCUGAAUUUAUGAACGAUUAAAUAAUAUAACUAAGCUUAUUAUUCACAAAACAAGAAGCAGUUUUAUUUAUAAUUGAAUGCGACCUAAGAAUACAUCGAAGAUUUAACUAAACAAUUAAUUACCUUUGACUUUGUUUUGCUGACAGCUGUACUCCACUUUGCACAUUUACAGUUUUAAUCUAGUACUCAUUUCGCACUGGUUCUAUAAUUUGAUAACUCUUUUCCUCGACGGUCCCUUCAAUAUUGACAGCCAGAGAGUCGACUG